AUGAUCAAGAAACUGGAGAUCGUGAGAGUCCAACCGGCAAGAGGAGCAGGAAGGCUGGUCGAAUACUCAAAAGUCUUGACAAAGUUCAUAAAUACUAAUGGUGCUAUUGCUUCUGAAAAGCCUACGGUUGAGCAGCUGAAGCUGCCGGCUGGUCGCAAAAUUGGAAAACUAGUGGUUACACGAGGAGGUCGCGUUUAUCUCCGAGCAGGUGGUCACGUCAUGGAUGUAGCUCACACAGCUUCGGAGAACCAGCAUCAGAGCGUCAUAAUGAUUGAGACGGCGAGGGAUGUGCAUGCUAUGCAAAAUGGAUGUGGUCGGUUCGGAGACUCAGCAAUGUACAGAGAUGGUUCGAACGCUGUAUACUACUUAGGGCAAGUACGACAUCAUCUGACCGCAUCCCUCGAUUGGAAGCAACUUCGGCCAGUCGGAAUGGAAGUAUGUGACUUUAUGAUACAGCUCUCAUUAUUCUUUGGGCGAAUGCGCAAUACUCGGCCGGCACAUGUGGAAGCGGCUCAAGCUGUGAUUUGUCUUUGGGGAAGAAAGCAAAGGGGAUAUUGUUUGCGGAGUCUUAGCUGAGC
Cylicostephanus goldi is the source of this 578-nucleotide messenger RNA. The record is from the annotation of a GenBank genome assembly. NCBI's taxonomy places the organism in Eukaryota, Metazoa, Nematoda, Chromadorea, Rhabditida, Strongylidae.